Messenger RNA from Trametes versicolor FP-101664 SS1, 542 nucleotides. RefSeq names its product Pre protein translocase Sec Sec61-beta subunit. The coding region runs from base 33 to 323 and encodes 96 amino acids. The record is from RefSeq and is a predicted model, not a curated record. Gene Ontology annotation, biological process: intracellular protein transport. The transcript has 4 exons. NCBI's taxonomy places the organism in Eukaryota, Fungi, Basidiomycota, Agaricomycetes, Polyporales, Polyporaceae. Gene Ontology annotation, cellular component: Sec61 translocon complex.
AGCACACGUCCAUCUUCCAUCCUUCCGCCACCAUGUCUGACUCUGAGUCCUCCCGUUCCAACAAUGGCCGCCCCACUGGUGUUGCAAAGCCUCCGGGGACACAGAUUCGUCGGCGAGCGACUGGUUCGCAGGUCUCGAAGCCCAAUUCAUCACGCGCGGCGGGGGCUGGCGGCUCGUCAAACACCAUGCUGAAGCUCUACACGGACGACUCACCAGGGCUCCGAGUUGACCCCUUCAUCGUCCUUGUCCUCUCCCUCUCCUUCAUUGCCUCCAUCUUCUUCCUCCACAUCUCCGCGAAGAUCAUCCGCGCGUUCACCAAGUGAGCGGCGGAUUCGGGCUGCGCAGCUAGCAUACUUUUUGGGCUUGGUGUCGAGCUGGCAUCAUGAGGGCUCACGGACUGGAGGGACGGCCUCGCCCCCGGCUGUAUUGACCGGCAUAUAUCGCGAGGGGAACACCGGUACGACGUGUCCGUUGUAUCAAAACUGGUGCUCUUCGGGGCUUCGCAUACUACUUAUCUUAUUCACUCGCUGUUUUAAACCCUG